AUGCUGAGCGGGGACCUGGUGGCCGUGUGGGACGUGGCGCUGAGCGACGGCGUCUUCAGGAUCGGCUUCGCUCACGGCACCACCACCGGGAGACGGGUGGUCUACGUCAACGGGCAGGAAGUCAUCAGAAGAGACUGGAUGUUCAAACUGGUCGGAAAGGAAACCUUCACAGUGGGAGGGGCCAACACCAGAGCCACCAUCAGCAUGGAGGCGCUGAGCGGCUUCGUCUACGAGUACACGCUGGAGGUGGAGGGCAAGAGUCUGCAGAGGUUCAUGGACAACAGGACGAAGAGGACGGAGACGUGGCUGCUGCGAGUGGACGGAGAGGACCGCAGGGUGGUGCUGGAGAAAGACACAAUGGACGUUUGGUGCAAUGGACAGAAGAUGGAGACGACGGGGGAGUUUGUGGACGAAGGCACUGAGACUCGUUUCCUUCUGGGGGAACACGAGUGUUGCAUCAAGGCCACAGGCAACAGGAAGAAGAGCGGCAUCGUUCAUCACUUCCUGUUGGAUGGAGAGAAACUACCUGCUCCUGCAGAGCAACACUAACACAGAGUGAAAUGCUGACUCAUCAUUUACUUUUCUAUUUGAUCAUAAACGUAGAAUUUGAUUUUAACCACUUUGAUGUGAAGAUCCGACUCUGUAGACUGUCAAGAGCUUGUAGCUUUAUUCUGAAGGGGCCCUACCUUUAAUUUGUUAAUUAGUUUUUGUGCUGCCUCAACACAUCGAAUAUCUUUAUGAAUAUUAUGAUGUGACAUAAACGGCAGUCGCUGAGAAGAAGACUGGAGUUUACAGGUUUUCACCAUCUUCAUGUUGCUCCUGUUGAUUUUCUUGUACAACGACAAAAACCUUUGUUCCAGAUUCUCCGGUUGUUGU
Molecule: messenger RNA, 876 nt
Organism: Pleuronectes platessa (European plaice)
Lineage: Eukaryota; Metazoa; Chordata; Actinopteri; Pleuronectiformes; Pleuronectidae
Product: fas apoptotic inhibitory molecule 1
Exons: 4
Coding region: 1-549 (182 amino acids)
Biological process (GO): canonical NF-kappaB signal transduction; negative regulation of extrinsic apoptotic signaling pathway via death domain receptors; positive regulation of neurogenesis
Source: RefSeq, a predicted model, not a curated record